AUCUGCCCAUUAAGAGUCCACUCCAGUACUGCUUAACGUGUCACAUAAUAUUUCAACUUCAAUCAAUUUCCCAUAGCCAACUUCCCAAACAACAAAUGAAGAUCUUCAGUUGGGUUCAUCGUAAACUUAAUCCGAAAGAUGGAUUGUUUUGUGGGAAUGUGAAAACAGAUGAGGUGAUAAUUAGCAAUGAUGAGUACUCUAUGUUGGGGGGCUGGAAAGAAGGAAUUCUUACAAUCGGCACAUUUGGAUUCGAUCCAAUUAAAGAUCAGUUAAGUAGUACUGUUCUAAAUGACGAAUAUGAAGUAUCUGAGAUAAUUGCAGUUAGUGAUCCUGAAGAACAUAACGCGUUGAUGUCUGCAAAUAUUAAUAAAGGACCUGAGGAGUCACCAAUUAUGGCAAAUGUGAUCACGAACAACAAUCCUCUUGCUGCUGCUGCUGCUGAGUCAAACAGGGAUAUUAAGAAGGAAAGGAUCACACUAGCAGAUUUAUUCUCAGCUGAUCUUUCUGAUGAUGAUGAUGAUAAGGAGAAAGUUCAGCUUCCGGAUUUGUACGAUGACGUUACUAAUAUUAAUAAGAAAUCUUCGAAAUUACCUCAAGUGAAAAAUGGUGUUUCUUUUGCUAAGAAGAUUAUUCCUCGAGUUAAACAGGAUUCUCGUCGCAUACAAAAAUUGAUGACGAGGGCAUUGAAAAGGAAGAUUCAUCCAGACAUGGAAGGAAAAAAUCAAAAGAACAGUCAGGCGAUAGCAGCAGCAGCAGCCAGUACUAUGCUCGAGCUUUUCCCUAUCACCUCCAAAUCUAUUUCACUUCGCAAAAUUCUAGAAAUCCCUGCCUAAGCUGUUCUGUUGCAGUGUACUGGAUUCUAAUUGCUUGGAAAUGAGAGGCAAUGUUUAUCCUUAUAAUAAUGUUUGUGCAAGUUGUAGUAAUUGUUAAUUUCUCAUGUGGUGACCAUAUAUUCGUUAUGUCAUAUGUUGCCAAAAGCUAGACCCUGUGAAUUCUACAUGUAAAGUGGCUUUUGGUCUUCGAUCGUUGUAACAAGACUCUAUUUCAAUUUA
Molecule: messenger RNA, 1052 nt
Organism: Solanum verrucosum
Lineage: Eukaryota; Viridiplantae; Streptophyta; Magnoliopsida; Solanales; Solanaceae
Product: protein TILLER ANGLE CONTROL 1-like
Exons: 5
Coding region: 96-833 (245 amino acids)
Biological process (GO): morphogenesis of a branching structure
Source: RefSeq, a predicted model, not a curated record